AUGGAGACGCUGUUGUGGUGGCUGUGCUUGGUGACGGCGGUCCAGCUGACGCUGCUGACCGGGCCGUGCCGCGCAGCGCACGUCGUCAGGGACACGGCGUACGGCCAGGUGCGCGGGAACGUCACCGCUGCGGCCGGCGGGAAACAGGUGCAGGUGUACCUCGGGGUGCCGUACGCGCGCGGACCGGUGGGGGACCGCAGAUUCAAGCCCCCCGAGAGACCCGAGACGUCCUACCCGGUGCGUAACGCAUACCGUCCCGGCCCUGCCUGUCCCCAGCCCGCUAACCCGGCUACAGACACCGUGGGAGACAGCGAGGACUGCCUCUAUCUCAACAUCUGGGUCCCGCACAAGGGCUCCUCUCGGUCCGUGUCGUACCCAGUAGUGGUGUUUGUUCACGGCGGAGACUUCAUGUUCGGGACGGGCUCGGCUUACGACGGGAGUCUGCUGGCAGCAACACAGAACAUCGUGGUGGUCACCAUCAACUACAGACUAGGGGUCUUAGGUUUCCUGAGCGCGGGAGAUCCCGGUCUCCUAGGCAACUACGGCAUCCGGGACCAGAUGAUGGCGCUCCAGUGGGUGAAGACCAACAUCGGCUACUUCGGCGGGUCCGGCUCUGACGUCACACUGUUCGGCCACCAGACGGGGGCAGACUGCGCCGCCAUAUUGCUGCUGUCUCCUAUGGCUAAAGGACUGUUCAAGCGGGUGAUCCUGUCCGGCAGCUCCCCGUUGCGGCCGCUGCUGCUCCGCUCGGCAGACGACAUGCGGAGGGAGAGUUACCAGCUCGCCGUCACCUUAAACUGCGGCGGGUACGACAACGCCGCCGGCAUCGCAGACUGCCUCAGGAAACUCAAGUACCAGGUGUUCCUACAGCGAGAGGCUGACGGGUCGGUACCAGGGUCCACCCUAACCCCUGUGCUAGACGGCCAGGCUGACGGGUCGGUUCCCGGGUCCACCCUCACCCCUGUGCUAGACGGCCAGGUGGUGCCGGCCUUCCCUGACGCGAUGCUGCGGCGGCUGCAGGUGAACGGAGAGGCGUGUCUGCUGGGCUUCACCGGCAGGGAGUGGGCACCCAGAGCCAUGCCAGGUAGCGGGCCGGUGGCCAUGGACGGCGGGAUGAGUGAGAAGGACUUCCACCAUCACAUGGACGUGUUCCUGAAGGACCUCAGUCCGUACGCGCCGCCAGAACUCGCAUCGCUAGUCACCUAUCAGUACACCAACUGGUCCCAGGCGGGAGACAGGUUCACAACCACAGACAACUAUAUACAGGCCAUUAGUGACGCACUCUUCGUGGCGCCUGCAGUUUCUUCGGCCGAACGCAUGAUGGCGCUCGAUCUCCCCUCCUACGUGUAUCAGUACAGAUACCCCACAGCAGAGGGAGACAGAAGAACUCCCAUCAAAGAUGACGUUUUCCUGGUCUUCUCCGCGGGGGGUCCGCUGACACAGAGGGAGCAGACUCUCCGGCUGAGACUGGCGGAUCUGUUCGGGAGUUUCAUCAGAACAGGGGUUCCGAAAUGGCAGUCUCGGCCCAUGAAUACAUUCACUGCGGGGAGGCAGGACUACUUGAAGAUAGGCAGAGAGGAGGCUGAAAUGGACAGAUAUCCUCGCAGAAGACAAGUGACCUUCUGGAACGAGGUGUUUCCCUCCUUGCUGCGCGUGGUGGACAAGACUCGGCGGUCUCCCAGGCCGACCAAGCCGACGAAAGUGUCGCGGCCGACCGAGGAGGCCCCCGACAUCACCUGGACCACAAAGGGGAUCAUCAUAGGCAUCAUGGUGGUCGGCAUCUUCCUGCCCGUGAUGACGGCGUUCUUCGUCAUGUACGUGGCCGACUUCAAGCAGCAGCGGCGCAACAGGAAGCUGCUGUAUCAGAUGUCGGACGAGCACAGGUACGCGCCGCCGCCCACGAUACAGGUCAACGACAAACCGUACCAUCUCCAGCUGUCAGAGGACGUCUGAAGGCGGGCCGCAAAACAGCAGUUGCCAACUCCACGCCGACUAUACUCACGACGCGUUUACGACACAGUUACGAGCUUGUCCCGAGUGACGUGGUGGACUUGUCGCUAAGCCAGUGGAUUUGUGCAGUUGUGUGAGUCUGUAGUUGUAGCCAGUGCUGAGCAUGCAGACUCGUGUGGAAAGAAAAAGAACUUUGCGGACUUGGAUCUGACGGCGAAAAGAAAGCGCGGUUCUGUUGGAGGUACACUCACGACGUUUGGCACGGUUUGAUCAUUCAUAGGCCCUCCGGGGCUGAAGGAACUCAGGGCAGGAAAGACGCACAUUUCGACAUGCAUUUGAUGAGAAUCAAAGAGCACCAAAGACAUGGAACAAAGGGAACGUGUACAGUUCAUUGGUCUGUAGUAGUUUUAUUGUGUCUCUCAGCAGUUGCAGUCGAUAUCUAUCUAUCAAGUAUGCCUGUUCGGCAGGCAAUAUGUAUGCACAGAGCACUUCUUCUUCGUUUGCCGAAGGCAAGCCUGUUGCUUUUAGUUGACAGCUCUCCGAUACUGUAAUUGGAAAAGAUGCGAACUUGCCUGUGAAUUCUGCCAAAUUGACUCGCGUAACGACGUUGUUUCUCCACACGCUAACAACUACACGGUAUUGAUUGGCGAAUGUUUCAUUUCUAUAUCCGGAUGUAUACCCUGAAUGUUCCCAGACUCAUGACGUGUCUUAGCGGUUCCCUCAGCAGCGAUGGCGGCGGGUGACGGGAUCGGAGGGAAGGCCUGUUGACAGGAAGCUCAUCUGUGCAGGCCGUGAUGAGACCGUCACCCGUCCGAACCCGGCGGAUGAGGCCGAUCCCCCUUGAGGCUCUGAGUGAUGCCAGGGCUGCAGACGACAUUCUGGUCACCUGCAGCCCCAGCAGAUUUGUACUGUAGAAUCCCGGCACCUUGCCAGCAACAUUUGUAUACGUAGAGACAGACGUUACCAGUAAUGUAUCUAUACACCCGACUCUGUACAGACACCUGACACACUUGGGAAAGAGAAUAGAGAGGAUAAAAAGUCAAGCUGCCAUCUCUCUGUCUGUGUGUGACAGAUUCAGAGAUCAAUCCUAUCGGUUCCAUUAAGAACAGCAGAUCUCUCAGAUUUCUUACAAAUCCUUACUUAAUUGCGGUACAACUCAUCUCAGUUUUGCUAAUCGCGUAAUCCUAAGACGGUGAAUUGUUCGUGAUGACACAUUUCCUAAGAAGCUUUCCGAGACUCUGUAAGAAAUUAAUCUGGAUUUACUCUAAAUCCCACUAGCGACAAAAAUAGACAUUAUCGCAAUUUCCUAAGGUCAGAAAGAAUAUGUCAAUAUCGAGGAAUUCGCUAACCCUGAAAAGAAGUCAAACAACAGGAAGCCAAAGACCACGAAUACUUCAGCAGCCUCUUCCAUCUC
Messenger RNA from Branchiostoma belcheri (Belcher's lancelet), 3364 nucleotides. RefSeq names its product cholinesterase 1-like. The record is from RefSeq and is a predicted model, not a curated record. Gene Ontology annotation, biological process: neuron cell-cell adhesion; modulation of chemical synaptic transmission; postsynaptic membrane assembly. Gene Ontology annotation, cellular component: cell surface; synapse. The transcript has 11 exons. Bases 1 to 1953 code for a protein of 650 amino acids. Lineage: Eukaryota; Metazoa; Chordata; Leptocardii; Amphioxiformes; Branchiostomatidae. Gene Ontology annotation, molecular function: signaling receptor activity; neurexin family protein binding.